AUGGCAGAUGUCAUAGCACCACCGGUAGCGCUGGAAACGCCGCAAAACGGUCUUCUCCGCCGCCGCAACUCCAUCUCCGCUUCCGUCGUCGCGCCGGCGCAGCUCAGCCUGCGCCACAGCCGUGAGGCGGCUUCUUCCUCCUCCUCGUACGCCACGACGGCGGCGUCGUCCGCCACGUCUUCUGGGUCAUCGCAGAACGAUGAUUUCGAGCUGUUCUCGAUCAAGCCCGUGCACUACACCUCCCUGAAGGACAUCCUCCCCGCCGCCGCCGUCAACUCUCCGAGGCCCAUGACGCCGGGAUCUCACCAUGGGUCCGAAAUCCUUAUCCGUAACCGCCUCGUGAAACAGGCCGCCUGGGCAUACCUCCAGCCCAUGUCCACCUCGCCGGACUCCUCCGGCGGCAGCUUCCUCCGCCGUCUCUGCAUCCGAUUCUCCGGCAACGCCCCCGUCGUCGCCCUCCUAGACUUUGUGGAUCGCCACAUUCUUCUACCGUUGACCCGCGCCGUUGACUGGCUGCUCCGCGCAAUUGGGCUUCGGAGCCUCAGAUGA
Ipomoea nil (Japanese morning glory) is the source of this 549-nucleotide messenger RNA. RefSeq lists its product as uncharacterized. The record is from RefSeq and is a predicted model, not a curated record. The coding region runs from base 1 to 549 and encodes 182 amino acids. Lineage: Eukaryota; Viridiplantae; Streptophyta; Magnoliopsida; Solanales; Convolvulaceae. The transcript has a single exon.